This is a messenger RNA of Williopsis jadinii, 3642 nucleotides long. RefSeq names its product chromatin segregase YTA7 (gene YTA7). Gene Ontology annotation, cellular component: nucleus. Lineage: Eukaryota; Fungi; Ascomycota; Saccharomycetes; Phaffomycetales; Wickerhamomycetaceae. The transcript has 2 exons. Bases 1 to 3642 code for a protein of 1213 amino acids. Gene Ontology annotation, biological process: positive regulation of transcription by RNA polymerase II. The record is from RefSeq and is a predicted model, not a curated record. Gene Ontology annotation, molecular function: chromatin binding; histone binding; ATP hydrolysis activity.
AUGGGUCGUCGGUCUUCAGCGUUUAGCGAUGAAGAUGACGUUGUUGUUCGGUCGAAGCGGAAGAGACAGAAAGUGAAUUACGCGGCGGUGGAGAACAACUAUGAUGAUUUGGAUGAUGACCUCGAUGAACAGGAAUUUCAAGAGGAGUCAGCGGCGCCAGCGGAGGAGCCAGAGGAGACUGCGCUGGAUGAGGACGAUGCAUUGAUUCCAACGCAGGAACCAGUGUCAGCAGAAGAGGCUCCCUCACAGCGGUCAAGUAAAAGUCACAAGAAGAAAUAUGACGAUGACGAUGAAAGCUUUAACGAGGAUGAGGAGGAGGACAGCGAAGAACAACUUGACGAUGAAUCUGACGAGUACGCUUCCGAUUUUGCUAAAGAGGAGCGUCGUAGACAAGAGAGACAGUUCAUCUCCAGAGAUGAUGACGAUGAAAUAGAUGACGAUGAAGAGAAUGACUACGUUCCUGGAAGAUCACAUAGAAAGACGAAAAGACCGCGUGGAAGGCCAAGAGGCUCAGGAGGAAGAAGUGUCAAACGCAACAAGAGAGGGAGACCUCGUUUGACCAGGUCCAGCGACUAUGACUUACAAGAUGAAGCGUUCAACGGAGAUGAGGGACACGAAAAUGCGGAUAACACAUUGGAACAAGAAAUUGCGGACCUGAAGGAUUCUGAUGUUGAGUUAACACCACAACCGAGAUCUUUACGUCAACGUACCAAAGAGGUGAACUAUCAAAUACCUCCCCCACUGACUGAAAACUUGGAAGGAUUACCAGAGAUUGUACAGCAGCCAUCUCCGUCUCGUCGUAGAGGCAAUAAUGGUGCCAUGUCAAUCCGGAGAUUGUUUCCUACUGGCGGGCCCUUCGGCGGUGGUGAUGUUACAUCGAUAUUUGGUAAGAAUUAUGGUGGGUUGAGUAACACUCCAGGUAAUCUGCUUGCUGGUGGUGCAGAUUCUGAUUCAUCAGACGAUGAAAUUGUUCCCGUCAAUGGAGCCCAUAGACCCUCAGUAGUUACUGCUACCCCCAUUGGAAAGACAAAGAAAAAGGACAUUGCAGAUACAGAUCCAUUGGGUGUUGACAUGAAUGUGGACUUUUCAAGUAUCGGUGGGUUGGAUAACUACAUCAACCAAUUGAAAGAGAUGGUGGCACUGCCAUUAUUAUACCCUGAAGUGUAUCAAAGAUUUGGAAUCACACCUCCAAGAGGUGUCCUUUUCCAUGGUCCUCCUGGUACAGGUAAAACUUUGAUGGCUCGUGCGCUUGCAGCGUCCUGCUCUACUCAGGGCAAAAAGAUCACGUUCUUCAUGCGUAAAGGUGCUGAUUGUCUAUCCAAAUGGGUGGGUGAAGCUGAAAGGCAAUUGAGAUUGUUAUUUGAAGAGGCAAAGAAACAACAACCAUCUAUUAUCUUUUUUGAUGAGAUUGAUGGUUUGGCACCUGUGAGAUCAUCGAAACAAGAACAAAUCCAUGCAAGUAUUGUGUCAACAUUGCUUGCCUUGAUGGAUGGUAUGGAUAAUAGAGGCCAAGUCAUUGUUAUCGGUGCUACAAAUAGACCUGAUGCCGUUGAUCCAGCAUUACGUCGUCCUGGUAGAUUUGAUCGCGAGUUUUACUUCCCUCUACCCGAUAUCAAAGCUCGUGAAGAGAUAUUGCAAAUCCAUACAAAGAAAUGGGACCCUCCUUUACCUACAAAGUUUGUUGAAAAAGUCGCACAACUGACUAAGGGUUACGGUGGUGCAGAUCUAAGGGCCCUUUGUACCGAAGCAGCAUUGAACAGUAUUCAAAGACGCUAUCCUCAAAUUUACCAGAGUAAUGAUAAGCUCAAAAUUGAUCCUUCAUCUAUCCAUGUGGCAGCAAAGGAUUUCAUGAAAGCCUUGGAUAAAAUUAUUCCAUCAUCAGCUCGUUCCACCGCAUCGGGAAGCGCUCCUCUUCCUGAGCAUUUGACAUCGCUAUUGGAAGAGUCCCUCGAGGGAAUCACUGCAAAGUUGGAUAAGCUGGUUCCACGCAUGAAAAAACUUACAGCUCUAGAAGAGGCACAACUUGUUGACCCUACAGAGAACGAUGAGGAUGGUGGGUUUGCCAAAAUGGAGUUGGUAAAAAGGCUUGAAGCAAGUCGUGUCCAUAGACCGAGAUUAUUAAUUACUGGUGAAGCUGGAAAUGGUCAACAAUAUUUGGGUGCAGCGGUCCUGAACCAUCUGGAAGGUUUCAACGUGCAAUCUUUGGACUUGGGAUCACUAUUUAUUGAUUCCACGCGCACAACAGAAAAUGCAAUUAUCCAGAGCUUUGUGGAAGCCAAGCGUCACAAGCCGUCUAUUAUAUUCAUACCAAACAUUGAUAUAUGGUACCACACAGUUCCUGAGUCUGCAAAGUCUACUUUAUCGGGGCUUUUGAGAUCAGUAUCAUCCAACGAGAGAAUUUUGUUAUUGGGUGUCUCAGAUACGCCUUAUGAAGAGCUAGAUAAUGGUCUCAAAGUUUUAUUUGGUGUGAGCGAUGCAAAUUUCGUCAAACUGUCUUCACCAGAUGAGACACAGAGAUUGAACUUCUUCGAGACGUUUAUCAGUGCAAUCGCAAUGAAACCUAACGAGUUUUUGGAUUCACGUCAGAAGAAACCAUUAGAGGUGUUAGAGAAGAUUGAGCUGGCCCAGGAUCCUGAAGCUGAAGAGGAAAACUUAAAGGCGUUUGAGAAACACGACAUGAAGUUAAAAAACACUUUGAAGAUCAAACUUUCCGGUUUAAUGGAUCUUUUCAAGAAUCGUUAUAGAAAGUUUAAGAAACCACCGAUUGAUGAUUUCCACUUGAUUCAUUUGUUUGAAGAUGCACCAGCAAUUGUUACCUCAGUUCCACCUCUGUAUACAAAAGAAGGUGAUAUGAUUGUUGAAGUUUCGACGGGUCGUAAAUUCUUUAACAUGGACUUGGAUAUUAUUGAAGAGAGAUUAUGGAACGGUUUCUAUUCGGAGCCCAAACAAUUUUUGAAAGACAUUGAAAUGAUUUAUCUGGAUUCUGUUACUUUGAACGAUAGAGAGAGACUCAUCAAGGCGAGUGAAAUGUAUGCUAAUGCGCAAGUUGGUGUGGAGGAAAUCUCACUCCCAGAAUUUGUUGAGCAAUGCAAGGCAUUGAGAAAACGUGAGCUCAAACGUAUCAAAGAGCACGAGAAAAAGGAACAUGGGGAAGUUGUUGAUCAAAAUAAGAACAGCCCAGGUGAGGAGAUCCUAGAGACCAAGGGAGAUAAUAAUGAAUCGCCUGCUAGAGUAUCUUUGACGGACAAAGACCAUUUUGAUUCAAUUGAAAAGGUUGAUGAACCUGUGACACCUGAACCUGCUCUUGAACCUGUUGGCUCUGCGGAGCCAACUUCUAGAGAGCAACAACCACAUCGUGUUCUAAUCAGCCAACUUGUUGAACCGUCAAAGGAAAUUCCACUGGCAGUUGCAUUGCCUAUCACCGAACCCGAUGUUCCAUUUGUAAUUGAUACCGCACGCUUGAAACGCUUAGAAUCCAGAUUGGUCACCAUCACAGAAGGCUGUACCGUUGAACUGUUAGAACAGAUAAAUGCCCAGCUGAUGGAUAUCGUCUGGGAACGUCGUGGUGAAUGGGAUCGCACAUCUAUGUUGGACGCAAUCGAGCAAGCGAUAAACGUUAUAGGUGAAGAGUUUAACAAAUGA